CUUUCUUCAUAGUGUUUGCAUUAGAACUCUUCCUUCACAUGCAAGAAGAGAUCUAUUUCUAUCAAAUUUUCAUCUCUCUACUUUGAAGAUCAUUCAAGAACAUUAUUUCUGUAGUCCCUACAAGUCUGCAACUCCAGUCCAAGCAUCAUGGCAUCUUAUGGAACUCAGCCUGAUGACUCAAAGGACUCAACACAAAAGAUGCGCAACGACUCAAUGCCCAGGUACCUCCUCCGAUUUGUCAGAAACCUCAGGUAUUUCGGAUUAUACUACGCGCUCAUUCUGUGGAAUAUACUCUUCAUAAGCUUUGUUCCCUGGAGCAAAGUUUCCUUAAUUCUCUUGGUGAUCAUCACAAUUGUGACAUCCUUGCACCUAACAUUACUGCUGCGUGCACUGCCUAUUUCUGUUGUGCUACAUAGAAUUAUUGACAAAAGACUAGUAGUAUUACUGUCCUUGCUAGCCAUUGUAAGUGGGGUUGAGCUCAUUUUGACAAGGGCAGCUAUACAACUUCUUAUUAUUUUAACUUGUGGAAUUCAAAUCCUUUGGGUUCAUGCGUUUUUAAGGAUUAGUGAUGAUCCUUCUGUGGACGAGGAGGCUUUUGCUGCUGGGGAAUUGGUUCCUCUUGUACAUGGGAAAACUGGUGAUGUUGAUAUUGAGUCUCAAGCUUCUGUUUGAUUGAAUGUUUUUUACCAUAGAUUUUGAUUGUCAUUAGA
Quercus lobata is the source of this 710-nucleotide messenger RNA. RefSeq lists its product as uncharacterized. The transcript has a single exon. The record is from RefSeq and is a predicted model, not a curated record. The coding region runs from base 148 to 672 and encodes 174 amino acids. Lineage: Eukaryota; Viridiplantae; Streptophyta; Magnoliopsida; Fagales; Fagaceae.